Hemicordylus capensis (graceful crag lizard) is the source of this 1971-nucleotide messenger RNA. RefSeq names its product vomeronasal type-2 receptor 26-like. Gene Ontology annotation, cellular component: membrane. Gene Ontology annotation, biological process: G protein-coupled receptor signaling pathway. Lineage: Eukaryota; Metazoa; Chordata; Lepidosauria; Squamata; Cordylidae. The transcript is spliced from 7 exons. Bases 1 to 1971 code for a protein of 656 amino acids. The record is from RefSeq and is a predicted model, not a curated record. Gene Ontology annotation, molecular function: G protein-coupled receptor activity.
AUGACCGAGAAUUUGGUGACUGGGAUAAUAGGGAGAGGUACAGAGCUGCUGAGCACCAUGGUGGGGCUGCUGCGGACGUCGCCAGCUCCAGCACUGGGCACCGUGUUUGCCGAACCGUUUGUAGUGCCUGCCUGCUUUGCAAAUUGCAGUUUCGGCGUCGGCAAGGCAGCUCUCUUUGUCUCUCUUCACACUCGAAACUCCGAGAGUCCUCUGACGCCAGACGCGCAUGCAUGUCUGGCCUGGGAGAGCUCGUCGCCUGCACGUGCACACACUUGCCGUGUGGUGCGUCGGGCUGGAAAGGAGCGGACCGGGCAGGACGGAGGAAGGAAGGAUUCGGCAGCCAGCCAGCGGUCCGUGAACAAGCAGGAGGAACAGCUCAGUCCCAGGAUGUGGUGGGACCAAGUUGCUCAUGGUCACGUUUUUGUGAGUACAACCCAAAGCAGGGGCCCUUCGCAGAAGCCUGCUUUUGCGGAGAUCAAUCAGGACCCCAGGCUCUUGCCCAACAUCACCCUGGGCUACAACAUCUACACAACCCAUUUUGAUGAGAAAAUCACUUCUGAUGCCAUGAUAGACCUGCUAGCUGGUGGUGGAAACAAUAUUCCCAACUAUAGUUGUGGAAGGCGAAAUCACCCAUUGGCUGUUCUUGAAGGGGCUGAAUCUGACCUCUCCGUCCAGAUUUCAACUACAUCAAGUCUCUACAAAGUCCCACAGCUUCAUGCUUUCCUGAGAAAGUUUUAUAAUGCUUCUUUGGACAGACUUUAUUUGGAUGAGACUGAGGAGCUGGUAGGUGACUUUGAUAUUGUGAAAUGGGUGAUUUUCCCCAAUAAAUCUCAUGGUCUGGUGAAAAUUGGGAGUGUGGAGAGACCAACAUCCGCUAACAUCAAGUUCACCUUUUCCCCCGAAGCCAUUGUGUGGCCUGGGCCAGAUAACAAGACAGAACCUCGUGCAAGGUGUACAGAGAGUUGUCUCCCUGGAUAUGUGAAGGUGAUUCAGGAAGAAAAGCCAAGUUGCUGCUACAAUUGUGCUCCAUGUGCAGAUGGGACAAUCUCCACUCAGGAAGAUGCUAACCAUUGCCAGAAGUGUGCAGAUGAACAGUAUCCAAACAAGGACAGAGAUCACUGCAUCCCCAAAGUUACAACCUUCCUGUCCUAUGAAGAAUCAUUGGGGAUCAUCCUAGUUUCCCUUGCCUUAUACUUGUCCCUAACUACAGCAUUUAUGUUAGGAAUCUUCAUUAAAUACAUGGAAACUCCAGUAGUCAAAGCCAACAAUCGGGACCUCUCCUACAUUCUCCUCGUCUCCCUCCUGCUUUCUUUCUUGUCCUCUUUUCUAUUCAUUGGUCAUCCGGGGAAGGUGACCUGCCUUCUCCAACAAACUGCCUUCAGCAUCAUCUUCUCAGUUUCUGUCUCUUCUGUGUUGGCCAAAACUAUCACAGUGGUGGUUGCAUUCAUGGCCACAAAGCCAGGGAAUAGGAUGAGGAGAUGGCUGGGCAAGAGUUUGGCCAACUCCAUCAUCUUUUGCUGUUCCAGUAUUCAGCUGUGUAUCUGCACCAUCUGGCUGGGUAACUCGCCACCCUUCCCAGACUCUGACAUGCACUCCCAGCCUGGACAGAUUGUCCUGCAAUGUAAUGUAGGGUCAGUCACCAUGUUUUAUGGUGCCCUUGGCUACAUGGGCUUCCUGGCCACCAUCUGUUUUACAUUGGCUUUCCUAGCCCGGAAGCUGCCUGGGACAUUUAAUGAAGCCAAGUUGAUCACCUUCAGCAUGUUGGUCUUCUGCAGUGUUUGGGUGUCCUUUGUGCCCACCUACCUCAGCACAAAGGGGAAAUACAUGGUGGCUGUGCAGGUCUUCUCCAUUUUGGCCUCCAGUGCGGAAUUACUUGGUUGCAUCUUCAUUCCCAAAUGCUAUAUUAUCAUUCUGAGGCCUGAUCUGAAUACAAAGGAACUUCUAAUGACAAGAAUAAAAGAUGGCUUCUAA